Myzus persicae (green peach aphid) is the source of this 2801-nucleotide messenger RNA. RefSeq names its product zinc finger MYM-type protein 1-like. Bases 327 to 2195 code for a protein of 622 amino acids. The record is from RefSeq and is a predicted model, not a curated record. The transcript has 3 exons. NCBI's taxonomy places the organism in Eukaryota, Metazoa, Arthropoda, Insecta, Hemiptera, Aphididae.
ACAUAUGUAAAAAUGGAUUUAGCCAAAAUUUAGAUUCUAGUUUUAGUCAAUCCAAACGAAUUUACCAGUCAGUUCGUAGAGGUUCAUUCAGAAAUAUUAACCGUUAUGUAAAUAAAAUUUUUUUUGAAACAGUUUUAGUCAAUGGUAAGAAAUGUCCAAGAAAAUAUCUAGUUUAUUCACAAUCUAAGGGUUCAGUUUUUUGUGUUCCUUGCUAUUUAUUUAAUAAUACUUCUGCAUUUUCAAAAAAUGGUUUCUCGGAUUGGAAAAGGCCAAAAUCAAUAGACAAACAUGAAAAUUCACUUUCACAUAAAACAUGUGUGGUAAAAAUGAAAAAUAGAUCUUCUGAAUUGAACAAUGUUAAUGAAGUGCUUACAUUUCAAUUAGAAACAGAAAAAAUAUAUUGGAAAAAUGUGCUCACAAGAGUUUGUGCUGUUGUCAAAUCGUUAUCUAGUCGAGGUUUACCUUUUAGAGGUGACAAUGAGAAUAUUGGUUCGCUGCACAAUGGAAAUUUUUUGAUGUGCCUUGAAAUGAUCGCAGAAUUUGAUCCUUUUUUGGCUAAUCAUUUGGCAAACUAUGGUAAUCCUGGGAAAGGUUAUACUUCUUACUUGUCUCAUUCAACAUAUGAACAAUUUAUCAAGUUAAUGGUGACUAAGGUUCAAAAUCAAAUAGUUGAAGAAGUCAUUAAUGCGCAAUAUUUCUCCAUUGUUAUAGAUUCAACUCCAGAUAUUGCACAUGUUGAUCAACUAUCUUUUAUACUAAGGUAUGUUAACAACAAAGGUUUACCUGUAGAAAGAUUUUUAUGUUUUUUAGAAAAUGUUGGACAUAAAUCUCAGUGCAUGGCUGAUACUGUGUUUUCUAUCUUAAAAAAAUAUAAUAUUGAUAUUGCAUAUUUGAGUGGUCAAUCAUAUGACAACGCAAAGAAUAUGUCUGGUAUUUACUCGGGUCUCCAGGCUAGAAUUAAAGAAGUUUCCCCAUUGGCUGACUUUGUACCAUGUUCAGCCCAUUCCCUCAAUUUAGUAGGGUCAUGUGCAGCAAGUUGCUGUAAGGAAGCUAAUAUAUUUUUUAAUUUUAUUCAAAGUAUUUAUACAUUUUUUUCCUCAUCAACUCAUCGUUGGAACUUACUUAAAGUAAAAUCUACAUUGAAAAAUCUUUCCGAAAUAAGAUGGUCCGCUCGGGAAGAUGCAUGUAAAGCUAUAAACCAAAAUUGGGAUAGUGUUAUACAAAGUCUAUGCGACAUAUCAGAAAAUAUAAAUGAAAAAUCUAUCACUCAAAAUGAAGCUCGUGGUUUACUUAGAUUAAUGAACCGUUUUGAAGUUACAUUUAUGUCUCUAUUUUGGGGUGAUUUACUUCAACGAUUUAAUGUGGUUAGUAAACAUCUACAAUCAGUCAAUAUUGAUGUAUGUAAAGUGUGUGAUCAAUAUGAAGCAUUGAUUAAAUAUGUUGUAAAUCUCCGUUCUGAUGAAAUGUUUCAACAUUAUGAAGUACUAGCAAUGAAAAAAUGUUCUGAUAAUUGUUACGAAACUAUUUACAAACGUAAAAAAAAAAGGACAAAACAUCAUGAUGAAACAGCUAGUAUUAUUGAAAAUGAAAUCAAUUUAACAGGUAGUUUGGAAUUCAAAGUAAACACAUAUUUAGUGAUUUGUGAUUCUAUAAUAAAAGAAUUAACAAGUCGAAAGUUAGCUUACGAUAAUGUCAUAACAAAGUAUAGUUUUUUUUUAAGACUCACAAAGAUAAAACCAUCAGAAGUACGUGUUUCAGCUGAACAUUUGUACUCAAUGUAUUCAAAAGAUUUGGAUGUAACAUUUAUUAACGAAUGUGUUCAUUUUCAAAGUUAUAUUCAAAGUAUGAAAAAUUUUCCAUCAACUAUAAUUGAUAUGAGUUCUAUGUUAAAAAUAGAAGGUUUAGAAGACAUUUACCCGUAUGUAUUGAAAAAUGCAUUGGUUUGGUUAGACAAUUGGGAACCAAAUGUUACUAAAAAUUUCAUAUCAGAAGAAAAGUUUUUAACUAAAAACACAGCAGAAGGGCUUAGAAUAACUAUACAAUCUUCAAUUGACAUAAUUAACUACUUACACAUGUGUGGAUUUGAUUAUGUACUAACAUCUAAAAUUAAGCAGGAUUGUGUUGAAAAAUUUUUUGGAAUAAUAAGGCAAGUGGCAGGACCUAACGAUCAUCCAUUAUCUAUAGCCGUGGUGUGAACCCCCCUUAAAGGGGACGUCAGAACAAUGUUUUUUUCUCUCUCAGUUUCAACCACAACCUAGAUAUAACCGUGUGGUAAAUCCAGUGGCACCAAACUCUCAACAUUUUAUCCAACCACUCAAAUACCCACCUACAACUUACAAUCAGCAACUUCCUAGUCAUCUAAAUUUAAGAAGUGAAGCGAUCGCAUGAGUUUGCCACCACUGGGAAAAUCUAUAGCUUUAAAUCUAUUUUUAUACCUUAUUAAUAGUUAAUACAUUAUACUACAGCACUACACUUUGCGUGAAAUCGUCUUUUCUUAUUAUUUUCGAGUGAUUAUAUUGAGCGAAAUCACGUAUUAUGUUACCAUUUUCGCAUAAUUUAUAACGAUUUUUAAUAUUUUUAAUUGAUAAUGAAUAUUAGAAAGGUACACAUCCUUACAUAUAUUUUUUAAUAUUUACUUUUUAAUUUCCAGACGAAGAAGAUAAUGGGAAAAUUAGUACAAAAAAAAAAACAAUAAUUUUACGUACUAUCUUAAAAAGAUCACAUUCGCCUAAUCCUCAUCAUAUCCCUAAAUCUGAACAAAAAUCUGUUGUUACAGAAAAAGUUAAUCUAAAAAAAAAAAA